ACCAUUUUAUUUCUUAUCUUAGUGAUCAGUUUUUAGCAGAUAAUGUGUUUAAUCACCAUCAUUUAGGCUGAAUUAGUUGUUUUCAGGAUUGUGAAAGUGAGCAUCAGAUCUGAGGUCCUUCCAGGUCACCGGUGGUCCGAUCCAGAUCAUCCCAUCGCUCCUCAGCUUCCCUCGCUCUUCGUUUCCUGCUCAUAAACGCCUUAUUGCCGCCGUAAUGAAUCUUCAGACGAAAUAUGCAUGAAUGUGACCUGGAGGGCGUCUUGCGUUCGUCUCGACCUGCACAGUGGCUGAUUCAGGUUUACUGCGUCCUCUGCAGCGCUGGACGAGUUGAUUCUCAUUAGGCUUUCGUUAAUAAGUCAUUCUUUAAUGCUGCUAACRGAGGAGCUGACUGUGGCUUUGUUUCUUUCCUCAGACAAGUCAUGGAUGCACACCCCGGAGGCUCUGGCCAAGCACUACAUCGCCUACAACGCCAAGUUCCUUGGAAACACAGAAGUGGAAGCUCCAAAAGGCACAGAAGUUGUGAAGGAUGCAGUCAGAAAGCUGAAGUUUCAGCGGCACAUCAAGAAGUCAGAGGGUCAGAAGAUCCCCAAAGUGGAGCUGCAGAUCUCCAUCUACGGCGUGAAGAUCCUGGACCCCAAAUCAAAAGACGUGCAGCACAACUGCCAGCUGCACAGGAUAUCGUUCUGCGCCGACGACAAAACCGACAAAAGGAUUUUCACCUUCAUCUGCAAAGACUCCGAGUCCAACAAGCACCUGUGCUUCGUGUUCGACAGUGAGAAAUGUGCCGAGGAGAUCACGCUCACCAUCGGCCAGGCCUUCGACCUGGCCUACAAGAAGUUCCUGGAGUCCGGAGGCAAAGACGUGGAGACCAGGAAACAGAUAGGAGGCCUGCAGAAACGAAUUCAGGAGCUGGAAACAGAAAACGCUGAGCUGAAGAAGCAGCUUCAAGAGCUGGAGGAACAGCUGAUGAUCGCACAUGUACCACCGCCGCUGCACAUAGACGCAGCCGACGAGGCGUACCUGCUGCACAGGCCGUCCUCUCUCUUCUGGCGUCGCAGCGUCACGUCGCUUUCCUGUCUGGAAAUCUCCUCUGUCACUCUCACUCCCAUGAGUUCGCCGGACUCCAACCUGUCCACCGGGUUACUAACCCCUCCGCCCGCCAAACCCGCUCCCCUUCCUCCCAAAGCUGCCGAGGGCCUGGGCGUGCCGCGGCCUCGCGCUGGGAGCGUCUCCGUCAAACCCGAGUCCACGGACAUUUUCGACAUGGUCCCCUUCUCUCCGGUGACGCCGCUGGUUCCCGCCAGGGCCAGCAACGGCUGCCCCCCUCCCCCGCCCACCAGCCUGCCCCCCGACAUGAGGAAAGAUUUGUUCGGUGCCGAGCCGUUUGAUCCGUUCACCUGCGGGGCGGCAGACUUCCCGCCGGAUAUCCAGUCCAAGCUGGAUGAGAUGCAGGAGGGGUUCAAAAUGGGACUAACCCUGGAGGGCGCCAUCUUCUCUCUGGACCCGCUGGACAGCCGCUGCUGAUGCCGAGCAGACUCCUCCUUCGAGUCGGACUUUUUAAACCCAUUUGUAUGAAGAAGUGCCAAAAACCGCUCCGCGGUCGAGUCGAGACGCCACACGUCGUCGUCAUCUUGGGGUUUUUAUGCAUUUGCAUCUAGAUUGGUUUGCAGUAUUUCAAGGAAAGAAAAGAGCUAUUUUUGUACAAGAAGUUAUGGAAGGAGUAGUUUUGAGUACUUUUACUUGCGCAGGCAAGAUGUAAAUAUUCCAAUAAGUCCAACGGUACACUUGGUGUCUGACUUUUCAUAUGUGUUUCUGUAUUGUCGACACAUUCCUGUUUGUAUGGAGCACUGAGAAGAAAAACAAAAUAAAUCUGUGUCCUUAACAUCA
This is a messenger RNA of Austrofundulus limnaeus, 1887 nucleotides long. RefSeq names its product GULP PTB domain containing engulfment adaptor 1a (gene gulp1a). The transcript has 10 exons. Lineage: Eukaryota; Metazoa; Chordata; Actinopteri; Cyprinodontiformes; Rivulidae. The record is from RefSeq and is a predicted model, not a curated record. The coding region runs from base 367 to 1524 and encodes 385 amino acids.